UCCUCCUCUGCAUUCCCACCGCAUGCGACGCCAUGAACAAGCGAGAGAGACCGCUCCGAGAAGCCGCCGCCGCCGCCGCCGCCGUCCCACCCACCGUCCCGCAGAGAAGAAAGACCCCGUCUUUCUCCUCCUCCCUCCUCGACUCCAUCUACCGCUCCAUCGACGAGCCCAGCGGUCAGGACCAAGCCUCUCCUCUGUUCCCGGAGCCACCCCUGAUCAAGAAACAGAGCACCCACAAGACCAACCAUGGAGCCUCCCUCUCCUCCUCGUCUUCUUCCUCCUCUUAUUCGCAGCGAGAGCUCUCGAACCUCCGGAGGGCCAUCAUGGUCGAGGAGUGGAUGGAGAAACAGAGCUCCCGCAACUCCUCCGACUCGAGCUCGGCGGCGACGUUCUCGACGUUCUCGUCCUCCGAAGCGGAGUCCACUCACAGAGCAAAACAGAGGACCCUCGAGGACCGCAAGAGCGGCGGCGACAAUGCCGGCGGAUUCUCGAAGACCAAGCUCCGGGCCCUCAAGCUCUACGGCGAGCUGAAGAAGGUGAAGCAGCCCAUCUCGCCAGGAGGCCGGAUCACAAGCUUCCUCAACUCCAUCUUCAACUCCGGCAACGUCAAGAAGGCGAAGAUGUGCCACGUCGGCGCGGUCGAGGACGUGAGCUUCGAGCGCAAGCCCAAGUCGGCAUGUUCCUCCGCGUCUUCCUUCUCGAGGUCCUGCAUGAGCAAAACCCCGAGCGCGAGAAGCAAGUUGAAGAGGUCGGUCCGGUUUUACCCCAUGAGCGUCAUCGUCGGCGAGGACUCUCAGCCCUGCGGCCACAAAUGCAUCUACGACAACGACCGGAAGGCCAAGAACGGCGGCGGCGGAGGCGCGAGCGCCGUCUCCCAGAGGGAGAGAGAAGCCAGGGUCGAAGCGGAGAGGGAGCGUUACUUUCAGAAGAAGAUGGACGCGAGGGGUUCGAGCAAGAACAGGGUGGUGGUGAGGGUUUACAGCGAUGAAGACGACGACGACGACGACGUGGAGAGCGACGCGAGUUCAGAUCUCUUCGAGCUGGAUCACUUGAUCGGGUUAGGAAGGUACGGCGAGGAGUUGCCGGUGUACGAGACCACCUGUUUGAAGAAGAACCAAGCCAUUGCUCAUGGCUUGAUCUUGUAAUUCUUCGUCUUCUUCCUUUUUUUUUUUUUUUUUUUAAUCCUUUUUAGACUGCAUCUUCAGUGUAAUAUUUAUUUUGAGCGCAUAAAAUUCAUGAUUUUUCCA
Messenger RNA from Rhodamnia argentea, 1247 nucleotides. RefSeq names its product protein BIG GRAIN 1-like A. The transcript has a single exon. The record is from RefSeq and is a predicted model, not a curated record. The coding region runs from base 33 to 1145 and encodes 370 amino acids. Gene Ontology annotation, biological process: auxin-activated signaling pathway. Lineage: Eukaryota; Viridiplantae; Streptophyta; Magnoliopsida; Myrtales; Myrtaceae.